AUGUCAGGUGUUGACAAGGAGAAUGAUGAUGUAACAGAAAACCCACACCCUGAAGAUGAAGCAGACAGUGACCUUCCAGAGGGAGCUGAAGGUCAGGACCAAACUGAGGAUAGAGCAGAAGGUCAGGAAAAGAGUGAAGAAGAGAGUGAGGACAGCAUAGAAGAGGGCACGGAGGCGGAGCUGGAGGCAGAAGAUGAAGCAGGGGCCCAUCAAGUUGUGCCCAGAUUACUGGGAUUCGCAGGGAAUCAGGAUGAAAAGAUCCACCCUGAAGCAGGAGAAGAGGCAGAUUCUGAUUCUGAAACAGAGGACUUCAUUAUGCCAACAGCUGAGGGAGCAUCCCUUGUGGAGGGUCAGCAAAAUAGGAAUUAUGAAGGAAAGGGAGAUAAUCUUAAUGAAGAGGUAGUUUUAGACAAUCCUUCUGGAGCUAAUGGUAUUGCUGGCAUAGCUACAAACCAUCAACAGUGUUCAUUGUCUUGUGAUUUGGCAGAAGCAGAUGUAGGUGUGAUCAAUGCAAAUUCUAAUCUUGAAGACAGAGACACAGAAACAGAAUCUGACAGACAUCAAGGUAAUAAUUUUGGUGCAGAAAAUUCACCUGUUGUUGGAUCAGCAGGAGAUUCUGUUGAGGCUGAUACAGCACCUGAUGAGGUCAGUGAGUCUGUUGAAGCAGAUUCUGGUAUGCCUAGUGGAAAUGAGUGUAUCAGUAACCAUGGUUUGCCAGAGAGUAGUGUAUUGAAUACUGAGCAGUCCAAGCUAACAGAUGCAUGUGGGGGAGUGGAUGAUGAAAGUGAUGAAUCAGUCAGUGAAAGGAAAAAUUUGACUGAGGAUGCCAGUAAUAUUAUUCUGGAGGAUGAGUUGGGUAGUGUUCAUGAUAAACAACUACUUAAUGUUAAAAAGAAACUCCAGCGUGGUGAAAGUGGGGAGUCUUGGGAACCAGAGUGUGAUCAAGACUCCGACGAAAUUCGAGGGUCUGCAGAAUUAUUUGAUUCUGACAGUCAGCCAAAUAUUAGUCAAAGUCAUAUGAAGCAGGGACAAUCCAGUACUUGUGAGAUACCAAAACCGGUUGUGACUUUGGAUGGUGAAGUACAGCAAGGUGCUGUAGAAACUUCAAAUCAUCAGUAUUCAUCUGUUUGUUUACAAAAUCAACAUUCUAGUCAAAGUGGAGAUCACUCAAACACUUCACCCAACUCAGUGUCAAAUGUUUCAGAGAUUCCUGUGAGUGGAGACUGUAUUGCUAGUAAGAAAGAGGGAGAUAUUUCACACUGUGAUACAAGUAAAGGAAUUAACUCUGUGUCUGCAAGUAUUGUAAAUACAGAUUCUGCAAAUACAGUGACUAACAAUUCAGAACGUAAUAUUGAUGAAAAACAUUCCUCUGAGGAUUCUUCAGCCUGUCAAACACACAGUGAUAAAAAUUGCAGUGGAAUUAGCACAAAUGGUGUUGACGAACAAACACAUGAGGGGGGUAACUUAAAACAAGAAAACAUCAAGGGAGAUGAUUCUAUGACUAAUAGUGAGUACAAAAAUUCAGACAUAAGUCUGAGUGAGAGUAAACUGUCAGAUGAAGCAAAACAACAAAACUGUGAUAUGGUUAAGCAAUGCUUGUCAAGUCCAGGAGAUAUGGUGGAUGAUGACCUUUUAGAUGAGCUGGAAUCAGAAUUGACCAAUCAGAAUCCAGAAAGGUUGCCAAUUAGUGCCAUUGACCCAGAUUUGACAUUGCCACUAGAUGACGAGAGUGGAGAUGCCACUCCCACCGGUCAUAGAAGUCCAGUGCCUCCUAAUGGCUUUGUUGAUGUGGGUAUCCACUCGAAGCUAGUACAAAAAUUACAAGCCUUACAGCAAGAGAUAAAGAGGACCAAAGCUAACCUACAGAAAGAACAGCAGGAAAGCCGCAGGUGGAAGAGCCAUGCAGAGGACUGUGAAGACCAGAUGAGCACAGCUAUAAAAGAAAGAGACUCCUACCUCCAUGAACUUAAAGCUGCAAAGGAGCACAAUGCUGAUGAACUCUAUAUCCCUCAGAUCAAGGAGUUGGAGUUUACAAUAGCACAACAGCAAAAUGAAGUGCGCGGAUUGAGAGAUAAACUGGCUAGUCAUGAUGCAGCUGCCAAGAAAUGCAUUGCUGGUCUUCAAACUGAGAUGAAGCAUCGAGUAGACCAGGUGACAAAGAUGUAUGAAGAGGCAAACAAAGACAAGGCUGACAUGGUGGUCAAGUAUGCACAGGCUGAGAAAAACUUCAUGGGUGCACACAAGGCUGUAGAGAGGUUAGAGGUCAAGGUCAGAGAAAUGACACGAGAGAGAGACAGUCUCAACAACAAAGUCAAGGAAGCUAAAGGCGAGCGGAAACGUUUACAGACAGAGAUUGACACAAAAACAUCGGAGGUCAACAGUAUAGCCAAAGAGCUGGAGAAAGAGAAGGACCUGUUAGUGUCUGCUGAUGUCCGUAUCAGGUGGGCCCAGAAUAAACUCAAGGCAGAACUAGAAUCCCACAAGGAAACAAAGGUUGUGCUGGAUAAAACUCACCAGAAACUGAAGGAAGCCAAGGAGGAAACAGAACAGAUUAGACAAAACUGUCAGGAAAUUGUUAAAACAUAUCAAGAAUCUGAGGAGAUAAAGUCAAACAAUUUAGACAACAAACUGAAGAUGAAGGAGAGUGAGCUGCUGCAUCAACAGCAGCAGAAAUCCAGUCAGGAGGAGGCAUACCAGGCAGCCUGCCAAGAGAUUGAACAGUUGAAAGGGAAACAGAUGGAACUGGUGACAGAUCUUGGAACAUUCCGUGAUAAAUGUACUCAUAUGGAAGCUGAACUACAGCAGAAUGAGGAGACCAUGAACAAGUAUACAGCCAUGUUACAGAAACAGAAGAAGGAUAACAAGGAUCUUCAAACACGGAUAGAGCACCUGGUACCACUACAGAGUGACUUAAAGAGGGCCCAGACUACUAUAAAGUCCUUAGAUGCUGAGAUUGCUGAAUUGAAGAUCAGUAACAAGGACCUAAAGAUUGAGAGUGAGGCAUGCUAUAGACGAGAGACAGAGAAACUGGAACUCACAGAAAAACUUAGUGCUAAAAAUGCUGAACUACAAUCUGAGAACACCCUGCUGCAGAAUAAGAGCCUAAGUCUGUCCAGUGAGGUACAGAGUCUGAGGAUAGAAGUUCAGUCACAGGAGGCCAAAGUUAAGCAACUGACCAUUGACCUAGAAGAAGAGCAACGUCUAAGACAAGGGGAGGUAACUCAUCUAACAACAAGUCUGGCUGAGAAGACAAAGGCUGCUGAGGAAAUGGCACGGCGGAUUGAAGAUGAGAAAGAUGAAAUCAAAACUUUAAAAAGGAAACAUACUAAUAAUGUGAAGGAUUUGACACGCCAGCUCCAACAGGCUAAAAAGCGUUUAGAGGCUGUAGAGAUGAACGGGGAACGAGAUACAACCAGUAUGGGGUCUCGCACUAGUUCUAAUGGUUCACUCAAUACUAUGGCAGACACACAGAAUGGGCCAUCACAAGGAGUUCCAGCUGUCCGACACUAUAGCCCACAGGAACAGGAAUAUCCAGUUAUCACGGAACAAGUUGAGCCAGACAGACAACUUCUUAUUGAGAGAAUUGUCAAGCUGCAGCGAUCUCAUGCUCGCAAAAAUGAAAAGAUUGAGUUCAUGGAUGACCACAUCUCACAGUUAAUUGAUGAAAUACAUAGAAAGAAUAAGAUAAUUCAGAGCUAUGCCCUUCGAGAGGAAGCUGGGACAUUAACACCAGAAGUUAUGGAUCAUCACAAGAUUGACAGCAGGCGCCAGUCCAUCCAGGCAAAGAUAUCAAAGAAACACAGCAUCAUGGGAUCUCUGUAUAGCUCUCAUCAAACUGAUGGGACCAUGACCCUUGACCUUUCAUUGGAGAUCAACAAAAAGUUACAGGCCGUGCUGGAGGAUACAUUACUGAAGAAUAUAACACUGAAGGAAAGUCUAGAUACACUAGGAGAAGAAAUUUCCAGACUCUCACAAGAAAAUAGACAGUUGCAACUCUCAACACAGACAAGGAAGAAACCUGCCCGAUGACAGCAGAGCUUGUGGUGAUAUGUUCACUUUGGGAGCAGGCUGUUGUUAUCUAGUAUAUCAAUGACUGACAUGGGUCGCCUGUACUGUGGUUUUUAUCACAGAAGUGGUUGUGCUAUCAUAUGACUUCAUCUGGUACAAGAACAUAACACUGUGUGGUCAACAACAAAGACAUCAGGGUUUCACUGCUUUGACUGUAACAAACUGAUAUCUGUAUCACAUGGAGUAUCCACAUAUAUGAUGAGUGGUAUGUCAGUAUUGUACAAAUUAUUAAAGACUUGCAUGGAGUUGAAUAUCAUUUAAAUGCUGACCGUUAUUCAUCAAGAGAUGUUCAUCUGGUGGUUCUUUUGGUUCAAAGCCGAUUAGCAUCAGAAUUAAUUUAAGCAUAUCAACAUGAAGUACUUUUGUGCAUCCUCUGGUACUCUACUGUACAUGCCUGGAAUGUGUGGGAAUGUUUUCUGUGUGAUAUAAUCCCUAUUUGAAAGCGUAAUUUACCCUCAGAGACCUCUUCAGUAUAGUAUGGCCAGUUUUCCUUAUUUAGUGUAAUUAUUGAUGUACUGUGUUAAUGAUCAGUGAGACAUACGGUCAGAAUCUAGAUCAUCAAUAUAAAUUUGUGAUAGAUUGUCUGGAUGGUUUCUAGUUUUGGUGAAGUUGAAGAUAGCCAUUGUAAGAUUUACUAUCUGUUAAGGUUUGUGUUUAAACCGAGUGACAAGUAUGAAACAAGCAGAAUCUUGGAUCUUUUGAACAAAUAAUGUGGUUCCCUAGGGUAUUCUGUUAACAAACUGACCAAAUCACAUGGUCUGUUGAGGUAUUUCGUUAACACACUGACCAAAUCACAUGGUCUGUUGGGAUGUUCACUUAACAAACUGACCAAAUCACAUGGUCUGUUGAGGUAUUUCAUUAACAAACUGACCAAAUCACAUGGUCGGUUGGGGUAUUUCGUUAACACACUGACCAAAUCACAUGGUCUGUUGGGGUAACCAGUUUACACAAAACUACAUCAUCCCCUGGGUGUCCAGUUUAGAUGAAUGUUAAAUAUAAUUGACAAUCUUAUUGUUAACAUUAUCAGGACAAGGAUGGCAAAAAUGUAUAUGUUUAUAUUUUGUUUUAUAUAUUAAUAUGUCUGAUACUAUAUAUACUCAGUAUAUGUUCAGUUGAGAAGAAUUCUGUAUAAUUUUAGUCGAGCAAAAUUCUGUAUAAUUUCAUUUAAGAAUAAUUCUGUGUAACUUGAAUUAAUUGCAGUUCAGAAGAAUUCUGAAAAAUUGCAGUUGAGAAUAACCAAGAGAAGAUUUUAAAAGUUUAAACUAAGAAAUUAAAAACAUGCUGAUAUUUUGGUAAGAUCCUUGUCUUGUCCUGGCACAUGCACGUCUAGUCCUGUAUCAGAUGGUGAAGUAGUGGUACAUGUAUGGUGUGUGUAGUAGACUGUAAGAAUAAACAGAAAAAUGAUUGAGAAAAUAUAUGUUACCAAGUUAUGAGAAUUGAAAAAAGAACGACAUGCCUGUAUUCUUACAUUUACAAAAAAUAUACACAAUUAUGUAUGCUUUACACUAAUUAUCUUUACUUUGUUAUAACAGAAAAAUGUAGCAAUCUGAAAAAUCAAUGUUGGUAACUUUUAUCUGUGAAAGGCAGUUUGUGAGUUAAACCUUAUAGGCUAUUCAUUAGCUGAUGUAUAGGAUAUGUAUAAUCACAUUAUGAUCAGCUGCAGGCCAGGUGGUAUACCCUUGUCAAAAUACCUGAUGGCUUGUGUCCUAUCAAGGUCUUGUUUUGCAGUAUGACAAGGUUACUGCUGGUAAAUCUUUGGCAUUUAUGUUAUCUCUUCUGUCUUAUUAUAAAAUCUCAAGGCCAGUAUGUUAUACCAGGGUAGUCUUUAUAACAGCAUGAAGAAUGUUUAUGACAGACAAAGACUACUGAUUUUAAAAUGGUAAAGCUUGUCAAAGUCCUGUCUUUUUCAUUUAAAAAAAAUAAUCCUUUUAAUGGUAUGAACAUAUCUGAGAUGUCUCUAUAGAAUUUAUUUUUAUCGGUGUUAGAAUACAGAAAACAGUGUUAUGUAACAAUUGACAAUUAAUAUAAACAUUUUUAUGUUUGUGAUCUUUUGUAUUAGGUUCUUGCAGUAUAACAUCCCGUGUGUAUUCAGUCUUUUACACUUAUAAACAAAUGUCAGUGAGGAUUUCAGGCCAAUUAGGGGUUAAGUUGGUUGGUUAAAAGUUUUUCAUCUCCGUGACUUUUCCUUGCACUAGGCUUUGCUUCACCAUCACACAUCAGUACUCUUGAAUUGUGUCUUGUUUAACAUUUGCAAUUCUUUAUUAUAGAUGGCCUUUAUUGUAUUGAAUUGAACGUGACUGAGCGAUACAAAUGACAAGUUAUAGAUUUUUUUUUUUACGUAUCGCAUUCUCUGUAAAUCAACGAGAGAAUGUUUGUUUUUUACGUACUGCAUUUUCUGUAAAUCAAAGAGGGAAUUUUUUUUUUACGUAUCGCAUUCACUGUAAAUCAUCGAGAGAAACUAAGGAUUUUUUUUAUGUUAGAAUCUCAUUAAUACAGAACUUUGAUAAAGGUAUAACAUAGGUGUGACAAUAAAGUGAGGUGGGACCUGAGAAUGUAAAGUACAGUGUUAAUUUCUUUGUACUUUUCUUUCUAAUGUAUCAAUUGAUACGAGAUUUACAAUGUUAUCCUUUAAUAUCGGCAGAUUUCUUUCUAAUGUAUCAAUUGAUACGAGAUUGACAAUGUUAUCCUUUAAUAUCGGCAGAUUUCUUUCUAAUGUAUCAAUUGAUAUGAGAUUGACAAUGUUAUCCUUUAAUAUCGGCAGAUUUCUUUCUAAUGUAUCAAUUGAUAUGAGAUUGACAAUGUUAUCCUUUAAUAUCGGCAGAUUUCUUUCUAAUGUAUCAAUUGAUACGAGAUUGACAAUGUUAUCCUUUAAUAUCGGCAGAUUUCUUUCUAAUGUAUCAAUUGAUACGAGAUUG
This is a messenger RNA of Ylistrum balloti, 6983 nucleotides long. Its product is annotated as coiled-coil domain-containing protein 186-like. The record is from RefSeq and is a predicted model, not a curated record. Gene Ontology annotation, cellular component: trans-Golgi network. Lineage: Eukaryota; Metazoa; Mollusca; Bivalvia; Pectinida; Pectinidae. Gene Ontology annotation, biological process: vesicle cytoskeletal trafficking. Gene Ontology annotation, molecular function: small GTPase binding.